GUGCAGCUCUGUCUCUGCAUCAUCACUCUCAAACAUGUACUGUUGGGGAGAUAACAGAUUUGGCCAGCUGGCUCUGGAAAGUCAGGAGAAUAUUAAAGUUCAUUUUCAAGAUAAUUACUUCUUUCAAGACAAGGCUGAGGUCCAGAAAGUGGCAAUUGGAGGGCAGCACACUGUUUUUCUUCUGGAAGAUGGCACUAUUUUUUCCUGUGGCCAAAACAUAUAUGGCCAGUUGGGCAGGAGAACCAACCACAGUAACACAGAUCAAAUCCUUGCACUGGAAGCCCAGACUAUUGUGGACGUGAGCUGUGGUACAAACCAUUCCAUGGCAGUGUGCAACCAAGGAAAUGUGUUCAGUUGGGGGGAAGCGUCUGAAGGGGAGCUUGGUACAGGACAAUCAAAGCAAAGAAAUCCUAUUCCAAGAAGAAUAUCUGGGCUUUCAAAUACCAGAAUAAUACAGAUAUCGUGUGGACAUUUCCAUUCCGUUGCUCUCUCAGAAGAUGGCAGAGUGUUUUCCUGGGGACAGAACAACGCAGGGCAACUUGGCUUAGGCAAGAAGGUGCCAAAUCAAGCUAGUCCACAGAUUGUGAAGUCGCUGCAGGGGAUUCCUUUGGUCCAGGUGACAGCAGCGGGCUGUCAGAGUUUUGCUUUGUCUAUGCUAGGAACCGUGUUUGGAUGGGGAAGAAAUAACGCUGGGCAACUUGGAUUUAAGACUGAUGUCUCCAGAGCCGGCGUAUUCAAUCCCCAUGCUGUGAGCUCCCUGAGAAGCCUUGGUGUGGUCUACAUUAGCUGUGGGGACGAACAUAGUGCUGUACUUACUAAGGGGGGCAGUGUGUACACAUUUGGAGAUGACACAUACGGACAGCUCGGGCAACAAUCCAGAAACUCAACACCAGUGCCUCAAAAGAUAGAAGAAUAUGAGGGCCAGGUUUCCCAGAUAUGUUGUGGAAGCUAUCACACACUGCUUUAUGUCUACACAUGUAAUCGGGUGGUUUCCUUUGGCUCUGGCUCACAGCAUCAAGAUGAUAAUGCUUCAAAUAAUGACCAAGCCCAAACUUCACAGCAGCCACAAGAAUUUAACAUCAGCAGCCUGGUUUCUGCAAACGAUCUUACGGAUAUUUAUGUCAAAAGGAUUUUUGCCGGAAAUAAUGUCUGCUUUGCAAGCUGUACUAAUCAACAACAGGACUCUAAACAAGCUUCAUUGAUUGACAGUUUGCAGAAGAUCAGUCGAGUAGACAGCACCGUGAUAUACAAGUGGAUGAAUGCGAAAAACGGAAGUGAAGAAUAUCAGGAGGCAAAAAGGGAGAUAAGCACAAUUUUUUCUUCUCCCUCCUGCCUCACUGCAAGCUUCUUAAAGAGCAGCACCUCCAACCCUCUUCAAACUUAUUCCCUGCCAGUGGAUUUGGAAGCUGCCAGUAGAAUAUUUACAAACCUACACCAGGACAAACGGAUAUCGGAAAUUAUAUGCUCCAGUUUGAAGAGCGACCUGAUUCCUGUAUUGGCUUCCCUCCCACUACUCUCUGAAGCUCUGUCAAUAUUCCUUUUGCUUCCUGAACUUCCAAUUAUGCAUGAACCAGAAAACACAUUGCCGUUAGUGGUUCCCUUUGCUAAUACAGUCAACAACCUGAGUACAGAUGCUUUAAGGAUACUAGGGCAACUGUGGUCAUCACUGACAGCACCUGCCUUAACAAAACAAAUCGAGAUGCUUAAAAUUGCUGUAAUAAUAUGUGUACAAACCAAUCAAGAGGCUUCAAAGACCAGAUGUCCCCUGGAAAUGCUGAAACGUUUGUAUAGGAUAAACAUGAAGGCCAAGUAUAAAGUGCCUGCGAGUGCUUUCUAUAUCGAUCAAGUUUGUCCUCUCAUCAUAAUUCCACUUGAUCUUGCAUUCUGGCGGGAAGGGCAGGCCAAGUCUGACUCUGAGGAGAAUGGCCCUGUUAUAUUCUGUCGUUAUCCGUUUAUCUUCAACUUCCCCACCAAGGUUUCAGUUCUGCGCUAUGACUUUAUUCUGAAAAAGACUAAUACAAAGAUAGAAGCCCAGGAGCAAAUUCAGAUAAACAGAAUGCAGGGAAGCAGUGAACUUCCCAAAAUACCACUUUUCCAUCUCAAAGUCAGACGCAGUCACCUGAUACAAGAUACCAUUCAUAAACUGAGUAUUGCCGAGGACUGUGACUUUCAAAAGGACUUAUUGGUUGAAUUCCACAAAGAGACUUCAACUAAUCCUCCUGUAGUUCUCAGAGAAUUCUUCCUAUACAAUUUUGAUCAUAUGGUUAAUCCAGAUUAUGGAAUGUUCAGCUAUCAUGAGAAGUCUUCAGUAAUGUGGUUUCCAAGCAAGCCAUGUCUGGAGAAGAAACAGUACUUCUACUUUGGUGUAUUGUGUGGGCUCGCAAUUUCCAACCAGGCUGUUGUUUACCUUCCGUUUCCUGAAGCUUUAUUUAAGAAACUAUUAGAAAAAAAAACAACCCUGGAUGAUUUAAAGCAGCUGGAUCCCACCAUUGGAAAGAGCAUGCAGCAUAUAGUUGAUGCUGAAAAAGUGGACAAUCUUGCAUUGUAUUUCUGUUUUUCCUGGGAAAAUAAAACUGUAGAAUUGAUCCCAAAUGGAGCAACAUUUCCGGUGACCAAUUCAAACAAGAAUGAAUAUGUAGAUAAAUGCAUUGACUACAUAUUCAACUCAUCUGUCGCUGAGAUAUUUGAAGAGUUCAAAAGAGGAUUAUACAAAGUCUGUGACAAAGAUAUUCUUUCAUUUUUCCAACCUGAGGAGCUAAUGAUUGUGACGAUUGGAAGUGAAAAUUGCGACUGGAAAGCUUUUGAAACGGUUACAGUUUACUUGGGGAAGUAUUCUCGGGAGCAUCCAACUAUCAAAAUGUUUUGGAAGGUUUUCCAUGCACUAUCUGAGAAAGACAAGAGAGCCUUUUUGUUGUUUGUCACAGGAAAUGACAGAGGUCCCGUGUUUCACCCAGACUGUCUGAAAAUACAGAUCUCAAACUUUGGGGUUCCAAAUAAAACCUUCCUUCCAGCAGCACGACCAUGCCUUCAAAUGCUGAUUCUUCCUGAGUAUUCAGACUUAGGAACUCUACGGAAAAAAUUGCUCCUUGCUAUACAGCACAAUAAAGGAUUUUGGAAAAUGUAGAACAUGCACAGUUUUUAGGGAAGGAAAAAUAUUUAUAAUCACCAGACUAACUUUUUUUUAUCCUUUUGGUAAUUUCAAAUUCAGCCUUUCCAUUUCUUACAAUAGAAUUUGUUCUUCUGACAAAAUAAAACCAAUAUAAACAUACGGAUAUUGUUCAAGUAGAGAUUGUAGCCGUAUUAGUCCAGGGAUACAGAUAAAAAAAUAAAAAAUGAUAACAUUUGUAUCUUGUAAUACCUUUUUAAUUGGACUAACAGAAUUUUUUUAAUGACAAGCUAUCGGGAGUACCUCCCUUCUCAAGUCUAAAGCAUUUCAACUUCGAAUUCUAUGUGUCAUCUUGCUCAGAAAUGCUUUGUAAAAAAGGUAUUACAAUAAAACAGAGCAUAAUAACUUCUGAUUCUAAUUCAGCUGUUUGAUUGGCUAAGCUCAGUGAAUUCUUACUCUAAUAUUUGUAGAACCCCAGGUUACCAUAGAUCAUAUGCAGGUAUAUUAAUAUUGCUUUGUUUAGCACUAAUUGGUAAGUGAAGGCUAGCUUGUUGCUUUACCUUGAAUGCUUAGUUAACAAAAUUAGCAAGGCAUACAAAACCUAUUUACGAAGAUUUCAUUAUAUUCAUAUAUUAUGAAUACAUUUACACAUUCAUAAAUAUUAAACAGCGUAUUUUAUAGCACUAGUAAAGAGCAUUUUAAACAGCAAAACUAAAUGAAUAAUAAAAAAAAGCAUUUUAUCGGUAUGACACAUGCUUCCAUAGCCAAGCUCCCCCUUCAACUUCCUUAACCUCUCCCCCUUCACUAGCAUUUCUGAUAAUGACCAAAUUGCUCUCAAGCAGAUCAAGGCUGGAAAAAUACCUGGCAAUUGAGAGUCAUGACAUAAUUGAUCCGGAAGUGAUUAACUUAGAGCUAUUGUACCCGAUUCUAUUGCAAAGUGUUUUUGUUUUGUCUGCUCAUUGAUAUAUAAUCACUGUCUGCAUUAAAAGCCUGAUCAAUAAAUUCAUUCUCUUCGCCAUCUUG
Molecule: messenger RNA, 4129 nt
Organism: Pelobates fuscus (common spadefoot toad)
Lineage: Eukaryota; Metazoa; Chordata; Amphibia; Anura; Pelobatidae
Product: probable E3 ubiquitin-protein ligase HERC6
Exons: 23
Coding region: 35-3124 (1029 amino acids)
Molecular function (GO): ubiquitin-protein transferase activity
Source: RefSeq, a predicted model, not a curated record